GGGAAACCGUUCAACCGAGCAGAGUCGACACACACGUCACAACACAGUAACUGAGGAGACUUUAACAAAACAAAUAAAUGAAUGAUAUAUGCACGUUUUAUGGAUUUUUGAUGAUAUUUCACAGGUUUGUAUAGAAGCAUGUCGUGUGAGGGGUCUGUCCAGAAACAAGUGCUCUCAAUAAUGGACAGUUUAGUCACAUCCAUAGUGACAGAAAUUUGUCAACUCGAUUUUUUUCAGUCAAAGCGUCAAAAUGGAAAUGCAGACACCGAUAUUAAAAUGAAUCUGACAGCUGCUAUAAGGAAAAUAACAAACUCAACAGCUGAACACAUCUGCAGAAUCCUUCAUACAGCAUCAAGUGGACCAAGAAAAGAUCUUACACAACCAGAUCAAAUCAAUCAUAUGGUAGAGCAACAGACUCAUAUCAAAGAUGAGGAACAUGUCAAAGGAGGAGACCAGCAAGAUUACACCUCAGAGGUUGUGUCGGGAAUCCAAGAAAGUUUGAAUUGCAUCUCAUCUGGUGGACAUCUUCUUCAGACUGUUGAAGAAGAGACUGAGUUUAGAUUUGAAGAAGCAUUUGGCCACGAAGAGGUGCAAGUAGUGUGUCAAACUCCUGCUGUAGAUGAAUCAACAGAGCCUAGUCCAGAAGAAACUGAAUUGGUAGAUCAUCAAAUAGUAGAGCUGAGCACCAUUGAUCCAAACUCUAAAGAUGAAUCAAAUGACAUUUCAGAAGAAUUAAACACACUGGAUCCACCUGACAUUAUCGAGACAGAAUUGGACAUCCCAACAGAAGUGCAACUGGACACAAGCAAUGAGCAAAACACAUGCAUAACCUGCGGAAAGACCUUCACCCACCUCAACAACCUCAGAAGACAUGAGCAGAAGUUCCACAGCGGAGAAACACCUCACGCUUGCCACGAAUGCGGAGAGCGUUUCGCCUCCAGACGCCUCCUCCAAAUCCACCGCAGAGUCCACAAGGUGGAAAAACCUCACAAAUGCACGCUCUGCGACAAGGUGUUUCGCUUACCCAACCACUUGAGGAAUCACAUGACAAGUCACGGUGACGAGAGACCGUUCGCCUGUUCCACAUGUGGGAAGAGCUUCACAUUACUAAGCAUCCUCAGAGCUCAUGAGCGAACGCAUGGAGGCGAGAAGAACUUUGUCUGCUUGCAUUGCGGUUCCCGGUUCCUCACCAAGUCUUACUUGGACUAUCACCAGCGAGUUCACACUGGAGAAAAGCCAUACCUGUGCAAACACUGCGGCAAGAGCUUCGCCCAAAAGGGCAACCUCAAGGCGCACGAAAGGCUUCACACGGGCGAACAGCCCUUCAGAUGCGAUGAGUGCGGGAAAACCUUCGUACAUGCGAACACCUUCAAAUCCCACAAGCAGCUCCACACUGGAGUCAAAGCUUUUUGCUGUGAGCUUUGCGGAAAGGGAUUUCGGCGAGGAACGCAUCUCAAGACUCAUCUACUAACGCAUUCUGGAGACAAACCAUUUAGUUGUGAUAUAUGUAGGAAGACUUUUGCACUCAAAGGAUCUUUAAAGACACACAAGCUCACUCAUACGGGACAGAAGAGUUAUGCUUGUAACGUUUGUAAUAAGCAGUUUACUCAGGCCAGCUCGCUGGCGAAACACAAGCGGGUUCACACCGGAGAAAAGCCACACCGCUGUGAAAAUUGCAAUAAGUGUUUCUCUCAAAGCAGCCAUCUUAAGUACCACUCGAAGGUUUGCCAAUCUGGGACAAAAAGUUCUGCGAACUCAAAUGUGGAAGAGAACUAACUCAUUCCAGUUGUGCCUUUCUUGAAUAAACCCAACUGUGACCAAAUAUUUGAGACAUUUCUUAGAAGAUCUGCAAGAUGUUUCCUCCUCAAUUACUUGAUAUUAUUGGGGCGAAUCUAAGAAGAGCCUUGGUCAUUUUACACUGAAAUAAAGCAAUUAUAUUUUGCAUAAAUUAACAAAAUGUGAGACCAUUAACAUUUGUACAUUUAAUGCUCAUGUAAAAUGUCUCAAAAUCUGCAAUAAAUGAGUACAUGCACAUUUUAAAUAAGAUUUAAAAUGUGAAAUACUUUGCUAUGUUUUCUGAACAUAAGUUAGUAUGUUGGUAGUCGAAGUAAUGCAAAAUAUUUUUAUUUGUUCUUUUUAUUUCAGGGUGAAAUGUACAAAGCUCCCUAUAGGACCGUUUUUUUAUUUGCUUCUCUCACAAAUGUUUGCAUCUAAAGCAUUGAAGUAUUGUUUUUUUUCUCCCAAUUAAUAUUAUUUCCAUCACAAAUGUUUUGGAAGAAAGCAAACAUAUUAAAUUUAAAAAAAAAAAAAAAA
This is a messenger RNA of Labeo rohita (rohu), 2313 nucleotides long. RefSeq names its product zinc finger protein OZF. Bases 139 to 1776 code for a protein of 545 amino acids. Gene Ontology annotation, molecular function: DNA-binding transcription factor activity; RNA polymerase II cis-regulatory region sequence-specific DNA binding. Lineage: Eukaryota; Metazoa; Chordata; Actinopteri; Cypriniformes; Cyprinidae. The record is from RefSeq and is a predicted model, not a curated record. Gene Ontology annotation, biological process: regulation of transcription by RNA polymerase II. The transcript has 5 exons.